GAUGACGUCAAACGCCGUGUGCUCACCCACGUGUGGUGCCCCUCUCCCGGUGUAGGCGCUGGAGCUGAGGACGCCUUUCCUGCGGGCGUAGUUGCUGGCUGCUCGGGCACUGGGACCUCGGCGGCUUGGGGACGCUGGCCGCGAAGUAGGGAGCGCAGGUGGCCGCUCGGGGUGAGGGCCCUGGGUCAUGGAGCACUUCUUGCUGGAGGUGGCAGCCGCGCCGCUGCGGUUAAUCGCAGCCAAGAACGAGAAGAGCCGCAGUGAGUUGGGCAGGUUCUUGGCCAAGCAGGUAAGACGUGAAG
Messenger RNA from Homo sapiens (human), 302 nucleotides. RefSeq names its product midasin AAA ATPase 1 (gene MDN1). Gene Ontology annotation, cellular component: cytoplasm; nucleus; nucleoplasm. Gene Ontology annotation, molecular function: ATP binding; ATP hydrolysis activity. The record is from RefSeq and is marked validated. Gene Ontology annotation, biological process: ribosomal large subunit assembly. Lineage: Eukaryota; Metazoa; Chordata; Mammalia; Primates; Hominidae.